Messenger RNA from Triticum aestivum (bread wheat), 1264 nucleotides. RefSeq lists its product as uncharacterized. NCBI's taxonomy places the organism in Eukaryota, Viridiplantae, Streptophyta, Magnoliopsida, Poales, Poaceae. The record is from RefSeq and is a predicted model, not a curated record. The coding region runs from base 106 to 528 and encodes 140 amino acids. The transcript has 3 exons.
UGCAUCCUCUACUGCAGUGCACCCGGUGCUGCGAGUGGAUUGUCCGGCCGCUGUACACAGCUUCGAUGCGUGCGGACUUUCUUGCGCUGCCUGAUUGCUUCGUUUAUGCUGCCUUGCACGCGCCCUUCUCCGCGAGGGGAGAUGCGGAUCAAUCACCUCGAGGCUGCCGCGUUACCUGUACAGUGUAUGUUCUCGCCAGAUGAUUUUCAGCGACGUAGUACGCCAUGCAACCAGAUGGCUUCUUGCACCUCCUAUCAGGUUGUCCGUUUGACCUGGCGCAUCGAUGUGCUAGGUCACAUGGCCAUGUUGGUUCGCGUCAUGAUUGAGACUGGUUACCGUUGGUAUCCCGAGUACACCGUAGAGGAACAGUACCGGAAUUUAAGCAAAGCCAGUACAUGUGCAUCGUCAGGAUAUACCCCUCGUAUCCUGGAGCUACCGAUCCUAUCCACUGGUCGUAUGGGCUCGGAGUUACUAUCAGAUGUCUGUUCAGGAUACUGCCUAUUCGAUGAUGACCAUAAUCCAAGCUAGGCACGGAUUGCUAUAGAACACCGAGUUCGGUUACAUGCCAGCAUCACUCCCUACCGAGGAGGGCUAUCUUACUGUCUCUACACUAAUGCCUCUCAUGAGGAGUCGAGACUUCAGACUGCUACACAGUUAAUGGAGGACCGGGAUCGGGAGGUUCGUGCCCUCCAGAUGGAACUUUAUGCUGCCCGAGCAUGCCACUGGACUACUCUGACAUAGCUAGCACAUAUCGUCUAGACCGGAUAUCUUGAUAUGUCACACUGUAUCCAGUAUGAUCUCCACUGCCAGACUGCAUGGAUUGGCCCGAUGUCGGAGGCAUCACCCUUCCACGUGGUCCUCGUCUACCACCAGUUGUGGGACCGUGCCCAUACCCGUGUCCAUUUGGACCACAGGCUCCAUGUGAUAGAGAGUUUCCAGAUCACCACGUCCAGCUUCCGGGUCAUGAAGGUAACCUCUACGAGGAUUACUACGGAGAUGCCUGAGGUGGUUCAUGGUAGUAGUAGAAUGGUAGUUGUUGUAUCUUCCACAGUCCUGCGUGUCUUGUGGGAUAUGACUAGGUGUGUACUGAGUUCCGAAGGCGUAGAUAAAUAAUGUAUGUGAUCUUGGAAUGCCUCUGAUGACAUGUAUCAUUCUUCACCGUAGUUUGUACCCUAGCUUGGGCUUGUACUAAAUUUUGGAUAGUGUGUGCAACCGAUGGUGUAUAUAUGGCAGCUUCCUUGUUACCAUUUUGUAUAGAUGUUCA